GAGACGGGAACGAAAGACGGAAGCUACGAGAAUGUCGGGGAUGAAACCGGCUCCGUUCUGGAAACAAGUUCGUCUCUCGUUCUUGAAUUCCUCCGAUCGAGGAGCCGAUCGAUUGAGGGAGGCGUCGCCGCUGAGGGCUGCCGAGGAGGAGGAGGAUGACGAGGAAGAUACCGCGCUGGUGGCGGAGGUCGAGUCGGUGGCGUCAUCCUCGACGCCGUCGAGGACGGCCUCGUCCAGUUCCUCGAUCGUGGAGUCGAUCCGUGGGUGCGGGCUCCCGGGUCUGAGGGUCGGUAGAGGGGACCUCCGGCGGCGGGUCUUGAUACCGGACCGGUUAUUGGCGGGCAUGGUGGAGGCCGUCAGGUCGAGGAACCUCUGCGCCGCGGAGGUGGCGGCGUUGGAAGGCGGGCAUGGGGAGGAGGAUGCGCCGGAGGCGCCUCUGGUGGUGUUCGUCAACUCGCGGAGCGGGAAGCGCCAUGGCCCCGUCCUCAAGAGCCGGCUCCAGGAGUUGAUCGGCGAGGACCAGGUCUUUGAUCUAUCGGUCACGAAGCCUUCGGAUUUUGUUCAGUAUGGUUUAGCCUUCUUGGAGAGGUUGGCUGACCUAGGCGAUUAUUGUGCAAAGGCUACUCGUGAAAAUUUGAGAGUCAUGGUUGCAGGAGGGGAUGGUACAGUAGGCUGGGUGUUGGAAAGCCUCGGAGAACUUUAUGUGCAAAACAGAGAGCCGGUUCCUCCAAUUGGUAUCAUUCCACUUGGGACAGGAAAUGACCUAUCUAGGAGCUUUGGUUGGGGCGGUUCAUUUCCUUUUUCAUGGAAGUCAGCUGUGAAAAGGUCAUUAUAUAAGGUUAUUACUGGCCCAAUUUGUCGGCUUGAUAGCUGGCACAUCACUGUCUCAGUUCCUGUAGAAGACAUGAUAGAACUGCCACACUCUCUCAGGCAUCUGGGUGAAAGCACUUUUUUUCCAGAUGGGGAUAUCGAGGGGGUGCUACCUGAAAUGAUUUCUUGCUUUGAUGGGGUCUUCUACAAUUAUUUUAGCAUAGGAAUGGAUGCUCAAGUUGCUUAUAGUUUCCAUCAUUUACGUGAUGAAAAACCAUACCUUGCACAUGGACCAUUAGCAAAUAAGUUGAUUUACACUGGAUAUAGCUGCAAGCAAGGAUGGUUUUUUACACCUUGCAUGAGUGAUCCAAGUUUAAGAGGGCUCAAGAACAUUCUUCACUUAUCCAUUAAAAAGGUUAACUGCUCAGAAUGGGAACAGAUUCUUGUUCCAUCAAGGCAAGCUGUAGCAUGA
This is a messenger RNA of Musa acuminata AAA Group (dessert banana), 1282 nucleotides long. RefSeq names its product diacylglycerol kinase 3-like. The transcript has 10 exons. Gene Ontology annotation, molecular function: ATP-dependent diacylglycerol kinase activity. The record is from RefSeq and is a predicted model, not a curated record. Lineage: Eukaryota; Viridiplantae; Streptophyta; Magnoliopsida; Zingiberales; Musaceae. The coding region runs from base 32 to 1282 and encodes 416 amino acids.